AUGUCGCUGAUGUCGGCUUUUCGGCCACCGUCUACACGCACUUCGUCGAUUCGAAGUAGAUCACGCCCUCGGCGACGAAGAAGGGCUGGAAGACAUGAUGCUGCAGAGUUGGACUCCGAGAAUCAUUUCCAUGACCCCGAUGCUCACUCGAUUAUCACACCCUCGAAGCAUACCCCAAGACCGCUCCGAGUCUUGCGAGGCUCAGUAGCGGCUGGUGGUCCCCUUCGUCCGUUCCGGCUUGUGAAGCAAGAUAUAGUCAAUCUCCGUCGGCGAUACUUAUCUGACUGGACAGUGUUCAACCAAUUGAUCUUUGCCAGCGCAGUUUAUGUUUUCUUCACGAAUCUCCUGCCAGGAAUCACCUUUGCCAGCGACUUGUAUGUCCUGACAGGAAAGAGCUGGGGCACCAUUGAGGUUGUGUUUAGUACGGGACUGUGUGGGAUUAUCUUCUCACUAUUCUCAAUUCAGCCUCUCACCAUCCUGGGUGUCACCGGUCCCUUUUCAGUGUUGGCUGAAAACAUCUACUCGCUCUGUGAAGAAGCUUUCAAGAUUCCUUUCCUCCCGUUCAUGGCUUGGUCUCUCAUUCACUCCGCUUGGCUACACUAUAUUCUGGCUAUAAUCAAUGCGCAUGACUGGACUAUGCGCUAUGUCACGACUUUUGCUACUGAGAUAUUUUCUCUCCUCAACAGCAUCAUAUAUUUCCACAAGGCCAUCCAAGAGUUAGAGAGAGCACAUGAUUCCCUUUCCUUCGCGGCGUUCCUCUACGCUGUGAUUGGCGCCGUGGGAACUAUGCUUCUUGCCAUAUUUCUCUCGACAGCCGAGAGCUGGCGACCCUUGUUUCACCGUUACAUUCGACUUGGAUUGACGGAAUACGCUGCAGCCAUUUCGAUCAUUGUCUUCAUUGGCUUGCCUUAUGUAGGCGAGCUAGCGCAUCUCGACAAGAUGACUCUCCCAGUCAGUAGUUCAUUCCGACCAACCUCACCUGAGCGAGAAAUAUUCUUUGUCGAGUUCUGGAAAUUACCCGUCCAAUGGGUCUUUGUGGCUAUCAUUCCUGGCCUGAUUAUUACAAUUCUCUUUUUCUUUGACCACGAAGUCAGCUCGAUUAUCUGCACGAUCGAUCGAUAUGGGACUCGCAAGCCGGGCGGAUUCGCAUGGGAUAUCAUUUUGCUGGGCACAACCACAGCUCUCUGUGGGAUUCUCGGUAUUCCGCCAGCCAAUGGUCUUCUUCCGCAGGCCCCCUUGCACUCGGAGUCUCUCAUGCAUGCCGAGAAAGAAGAGACCAGAGUCAUCGUCAACGAAAAAGUCGAGACGCGAGAGGUCCGCCGUGUCUAUGAGCAACGCUGGUCAGCAUUUCUCCAUUCCGGGGCGAUUCUAUUGUUCGUCAGCCCACCGCUCAUGAAAGUGCUUGGCUUGACGCCAACCAGUGUCCUUGCGGGUCUUUUUCUUUUUAUGGGGGAGCAGAGUCUAUCAGUAAACCCUAUCCUAUAUCGUACAUUUUAUCUUCUCACGCCGCCAUCAGAGUUACCGCCACUACCACACUCCUUACAAGUGUCUACCAGAUCUAACCGGGAUGCAGCCGAGGAUUCCGUAUCUUGUACUCCGUCCUACAUCCCAAUCCACCUCUACACACUACUGCAGAUUGUCAUCACUGUGGUGAUAUUCAUAGUGACUUUAACCAAGGGUGCACCUGCGUUUCCAGUAUUGAUCAUUGCCCUCGUACCUUUCCGGCUGUUGGUCAUGAAACGCUGGUGGCACCGUGAAGUCCUCCGAUUCGUGGACGCCUGGGCUUGUCGUGAGGGAACCCCAGAGGAUGACGAGGACACAGUAACGAAGGGUCACCGGGCUACCGAAGAGAACUCAAGUGGUGGUGUUUUUGCUGGCCAGGGUGUCUUCCACCCUGAUUCCGAACAAGACACUCGUCGAGGUUCAUUGCCCAACAGGGCGAGUGCAGAGCCCAAGCAGGCGGAUGAGGGACAUGCUGAUAUUGGCCAUCAGCGUAUGCAUGGCAUGGCCGAUGACAGCAUGGCUCACGAAUGGAUUGAGCUCGGGGAUCAAGCCCCUGAUGAAGAGCUUGGACAUAGGAGAUAG
Molecule: messenger RNA, 2085 nt
Organism: Penicillium alfredii
Lineage: Eukaryota; Fungi; Ascomycota; Eurotiomycetes; Eurotiales; Aspergillaceae
Exons: 4
Coding region: 1-2085 (694 amino acids)
Biological process (GO): transmembrane transport; borate transport; monoatomic anion transport
Cellular component (GO): fungal-type vacuole; plasma membrane
Molecular function (GO): solute:inorganic anion antiporter activity; borate efflux transmembrane transporter activity
Source: RefSeq, a predicted model, not a curated record